AUUGGAAAGACUUAGAAACCAGAAACUUUGUAUUUCUAUGUGAAAUCAGUUAUAGUUAAAUAAAUAGCGGUAACUAACAAGACAAGUUGGGUCCAUAGCUCAGUGGUAGAGCAAUUGACUGCAGAUCAAUAGAAAGACUUAGAAACCAGAAACUUUGUAUUUCUAUGUGAAAUCAGUAUAGUUAAAUAAAUAGCGGUAACUAAUAAGACAAGUUGGGUCCAUAGCUCAGUGGUAGAGCAAUUGACUGCAGAUCAAUAGGUCACCGGUUCGAACCCGGUUGGGCCCUUAUUUUUCUUUUCUCUUUUUUGUUCUCUAAGUUAGAAAGGAAUUGCCUAUUAGAAACAAACAACCUGCAUCAAGAUUCAAGGCAUAACAUUUUGUGCAACAUACUGUUAAUUAACAGAUCCAAUCUACACGUGAAGAUAAGAUGUUGAAUAUGCGAAAAAAUGUGCAGUCCAAAGAGCAUUAUAUUAAUGGCUAUUAUUACCUCAAGAAUUCAAGGGAAAAACAGUGGAAACACAACAAAUAAUGACAAAGAGUCAAAUGAAAGCAAAGGGAAGGAACAAAGAAAAAACGUGAAGUGAAGCAUGAAGAAAAAUCUUUUCUUUUUGCCUACUUAUUCCUUCACGCAACCUAAAGGGCCUUUCUUUUUCUUUGAUUAUUCAAAUCAUUUUAAAAAUUGAAUUUUCAUAUUUAUUUGUCCUUAAUAGGAUGCAUCUUAAUUAUAUAUAUAUCCCACGUUUUAAUAUCAAUUUAAAAUGUCAGGUAAGAAGAAGCCAACUUAAUCACAAGCUUUCGACAAAACAAAAUUGCAACUACUCAAUUAACUAUGUAAAAUGUACUGGUCUAUAUUCAUUUAAUCUGUUAUUCUUCAAAAUUUUGAAUUUCUUAUGAGUUUUGUAGGAGAAGUUAUGAUGCAUUCGUCGUUGCAUUUAUUUCUUUGAGAAAUUCAAAAUUCGAAAAUUAGAAAUUAUGGAUGUGAUCAUUAUUAUAUCACGGUCUCAAGAAUCUCGUUGGUUUCUUUAUUACGAAACUCGUACAAAAAUCAUAACAUUGACAUUCAAUGUAUGGUUUUUAAAUCACAUAUGAAUUCAUCAACGUUAUAAUUUUGCAGUUUGUGUAUAAGAGAACAUUGUGUGAGAUAUUAGACAAGUGAGAUGCUUGUGGAAAUAAUUAAUUAAUUUGCUUACCAAGUCAACAAUGGACCCGUUAUUUUCAUCAUCAUAUGUAUGUUCUCACUUCUAAUGUACUCAAUCGGCAACAAUUCUAAUAAUGUAUUGACUUUAACAUAUUAUAACCAUCUACUCAUCUAGAAAACGUUUUAAAAUCCAGUGUUCAAAUCAUAAAUAUGACUAGAGAAUAUUAGCAAAUACAAUAUGUAUUUAUUUACAAUCAACUUUAUCAACUACGAAUUCUAGACGUGCAAAGUCAAUCAUAUUGGAAACUUUUAUAAUUACUAAAUUAAUAAAUAUGUUGGCAAAAAUGUCAAGAAAACACACGCACACAAGAAGACGGGCUUCUUUAAAUAAUUGGGUACUAGUAGGCAGACGAAUGUCUUUCGGACAAAGAACAAGACAUACUUCUCUUCUCUUCUUCCAAAGGUUUCAACUUAAUUCAUCUUAUCCACCACCGCCAUGAGCCACAAGAAUCACCACUCCCAGCGGCCAAGCUAUGCUACCGACCCAAACACCAUGUUUGUUCAAGCAGACCCCUCCAAUUUUCGAAACAUCGUCCAAGAACUCACGGGAGCACCACCGGAACUCUCCCCCGUCUCCACCGCACAACAUAAGCUUCCUUUAACUCCAAAGAAACAAGCAUUCAAGCUCCACGAACGCCGUCAGUCAUCCAAGAGGAUGGAGCUGAAGAUCAACAAUGAUUCUUUGGGCCAGUUCAACCGCGGGUUCCUCGUCUCACCGGUCUCUCACCUCGAUCCAUUCUGGACGCGCGUGAGCCCACAGUCAGCACGUGAGAAUCACCACGCCAUGCCGGAAAAGGAAGAGCAAAAAGUCAUAGCUGAGAAAGGGUUUUACUUCCUUCCGAGUCCGAGAAGCGGGGACGAGCCAGCGCCGGAGCUUUUGCCUUUGUUUCCUCAACGGAAUGAAAACGAUCAUUGCCACUCAUCUUAUUAACUAAAGAGUUCUGAUUGAUCGUAAGUUAGUGGCACUUGAUAUCGCUGUUGCUUUUUUUUAUUACUGUUUUUGUUAGGGGUAGCUAGUAUCCGUUUUUUGUUUCUUAAUUAACCUUUUGGACCUUAUUAAUUCUAUCAUCCCUUCAUUAACCUUCUUGAAGGGUCAACUAUUCCGGCGUGUGUAGUCCACUUCCUUUAGAAUAUAAAAUAUUUAAAGUA
Molecule: messenger RNA, 2347 nt
Organism: Brassica rapa (field mustard)
Lineage: Eukaryota; Viridiplantae; Streptophyta; Magnoliopsida; Brassicales; Brassicaceae
Product: VQ motif-containing protein 11
Source: RefSeq, a predicted model, not a curated record